AGGUGCAGGGGGAAGGAAGGAAGGCAUAGAAGUAAAUGUCGGGUAGAAGCUUUUAUUUAUAGCACUUUAUGUCAUUUUGUCAUAAAUAGGAUCAAUUUCAGUUGGUGGCAAUGCACGCUUAUUUUUUUGUACACAGUGAUGCAGGGGAACGUUGAUAAGGAUGCAAACUGAGGGGAGGAGUUAAGCUCGCUAGCUUCCUUCGUCGUGAGCGAAUGAUGGCAACUGAAGAGCGAAGGGGAGCGUUAUUGCAACUGGAACUAAUCGAUGCACGACGGCAGUCAUUUUUAUGGCAAAUGAGAGAAGGCAUUUGCGGAGGUGGGCUGUACGCCCUCUGAAAAAGGUGUACACAGACAGGAAAUAAUGCACCACAAACCGACCAAUCACAGCUAGACAUUGUCACGGCAGAGCAAGGAUUUUUUUGGAGGUACACAGAGACUGAAACCUGAAAAAUGCAACAAAAUGUGAAGCGUGUUUAAGGGUGAAACUGCAUUAUGUUGAAGGACGGCUGACAGCCACCAGGGAGAAUACUUGCUCACUAUGAAGAGUAUGUUUGAAUUGUUCAUCCAGUGACCAAAUAAGGAAAAGCAGCCAUGCCAGUGCUGCAGGUGCUGUGCAGUCUGAUUGGCUGGCUGGGUCUCUACAUGGCGUUCUGCCGGGUCUCCCCUCAUCGGGGGCCCGAGUGGAAUUGUCGCAUGGUCACGCUGUCCCACGGCGUGGUCAUCGUCCUGCUGACGGCGUACGUCAUCUUCAUAGACGGACCCUGGCCCCUCACACACGCAGGUACAGCAAACACUCCACACCAGAUUUGGGCCCUGUCCGUCUGCCUCGGCUACUUCCUCUUCGACAUGGGCUGGUGUGUGUGCUUCGGCACGGAGGGCAGCGUCAUGCUGGCCCACCACGCUGCCAGCAUCACUGGCAUCCUUCUGGCGCUGCUGAUGGGCGUGUCGGCCUGCGAGACCUGCGCCGUGAUCUUCGGCAGCGAGGUCACCAACCCCCUGCUGCAGACCCGCUGGUUCCUGCGUCGCCUGGACCUCUACGACAGCCUGCUGGGCGACGCCGUGGACCUGCUCUUUAUUUUUUUGUUCGCCACUGUUCGCGUGGGUGUGGGUGCGGCCAUGUUUUACCAUGAGCUGACCUCGGCGAGAACGACAAAGGUCAUGAAGCUUGGUGGUGUGGUCAUGUACGGACUGGCGUGGGUGUUCAUGGUGGACAUCGCCAGAUUCGGCUAUAAGAAGAGUCGUGUUAGGUACAAGCAGUGGAGGGAAAAGCACAAGGAAGUCAACAUGGAUGGACAACACUUAGACAAGAAAAAAGAUGACAUUAGACUUGAAGACAAUUCAGCAGUAGACAAAGACUGACUGAUCACACUGCCAUCUGCAGGCACUGGGAGGAACUGCACUUGUAUCGUUUAAGAACUCUCAUUUGGUCAAGAGGAAGCUCAUAUUUGCCAUCUCCACCAGCAGUACCAUAGAAAAUAAUUGAGCUCUGGUCCCAUACUGCCCUCUAGUGACUCACAGGCUCAAUUAUGAUAAUAUUUGAGAUACAACUACUGUCAUUUGUACAAAGGUAAACUAAAAGCACUUGUUUAUAUAUUAAUAUUCAAGUGUACCAACAAAUACUAGGGCCACUUGUAAAAGAAAAAAAUAAAGAUGCAACAUAAGAAAAAAGUUGUAAAGUUUUACAAUAAUAUUGUAUUUUGCUUACAAGUAAAGCUUUUUUUCCACAAUAUGACAAUUCCUUUCUUGCAAUGUAUAUA
Molecule: messenger RNA, 1756 nt
Organism: Dunckerocampus dactyliophorus (ringed pipefish)
Lineage: Eukaryota; Metazoa; Chordata; Actinopteri; Syngnathiformes; Syngnathidae
Product: TLC domain-containing protein 5-like
Exons: 3
Coding region: 591-1358 (255 amino acids)
Cellular component (GO): membrane
Source: RefSeq, a predicted model, not a curated record